Aspergillus homomorphus CBS 101889 is the source of this 2402-nucleotide messenger RNA. Its product is annotated as F-box domain protein. The coding region runs from base 102 to 2402 and encodes 766 amino acids. The record is from RefSeq and is a predicted model, not a curated record. Lineage: Eukaryota; Fungi; Ascomycota; Eurotiomycetes; Eurotiales; Aspergillaceae. The transcript has 4 exons.
UUCAGAUCCUAGCGUUCGAAAUCGUCGAAGCGCAAGUGUUGGAAACUCACUUUUGAGAUGUGAAUCUUCUUCAAGGAUAGUUCCCCUUCCCAGCCGUUCGAAUGAUGGCUUCGCAGCUGUCGUGUCUCGAAAAGUUGCCGAACGAAAUUCUGGAUGAGAUUGUGAGCUAUCUUCCAGUUACUACUCCCUCGGAAUCCAAACUCCAUCAUCAACCAGGGAUAUGUCUCACAGCUUCCGAUACUCAAAAUCUCAAGAAUGUUGCACAAGUAUCCUCCCGGCUGCUCGAGCUCGUACGACCCAGACUCUACGGGCAUUCUCGAUUCCAUCUUGACGAUCUGUAUGACUUUCUAGAUUUUGUGUCAACGCAUGAACUAGAACGCUAUAUAGUCUCGCUUGUCGUGCUCGUGGAGAAUGGCUCUCCGCGUGACUUGGACACCAACCGGUUGCUUCGACUUCUGUCCAACCUUAACCCAUUGCGGAUCACCGUCCUCGCACCACCUUCGCGAAUAGGAACCAUGUUGAGCACCAAAGCCCCGGACGAGCAUAGCUGGGCUUUCCAGAUAUCUCAUCAGUUAUUGCAAUGGGAGCGGGGCACGCUGCCUGAAUCUUCAGUCCUCACGACUAAACCUUCAUGCAGCCCGCUGGAUCAGAGAACAUACUCGUCUCUGAGUUUUAAUGAGGGAUCCUCUCUCAGAGCGUACGCACAUUACGAGUACUUUCUGUUUGAGGUUCCGUCAGUACUUGGUAAAUGGGGCACCACGGCUUCAAUGGGUGCCGAGGAAGAGAAAUUGUCUAUAUCCAACGCACUCCAGCACUUGACAUCGUUCAGCUACACCGCCAUCUUUCCCUUUUAUAACCACGUGAAGUUGGUACUAGAUGCCCUGGAACUUAUGACGAAUCUACAAUCUUUUACCAUACAGUUGGCCCCGUGUGCAGAUGAUACAGCCAUUGAUCUGACCAAUAGAGGCCCAAUUGAUCCCAAUGACCCAUGGAUGGAGCUAGCUACGGGCUACGAUAUAAUUGCCCAUUCCAUCAUUGAACUGGGUCGUAGCGCUUCACUUGUUCAUUUCCGCACCCUUGAUUAUCAGAACGAUGCCCUGCGUGUCGAACUACACCAGGCGCUGGGUGCACAGUUUAAGGGUACGGAAUGGUUACCGAAUGGCCGUGGAGCAUGGAACAGGACAAAGCUCAACUUGAAUAUCGAAAUAAACUUGGGAUAUAGAAUAAGACUUUUGCAAUGUAGCAAUCCUUCACUGUUCACUUAUGUCAUCUCCCAGUGGAGUCUCUCGGCUUAUACCUAUCUGACCGACUCUCCAUGCCUCGCGGUCAAGUCGCUAUUAAUUCGACCAACCAUGGAUCCUGCAAGUAAUUCAUAUGCAGUUGAGCCUGCAUACCCUGUUCUAGCCCACAAUCUUCUGGCUUGUGGAAAUACAAGAAGCAAUGCUCCUCAACCUACGCAUGAGACAGAUUUAAGUCAUUCCGCACACAAGGCCGAGUCCUGGAAACUCCAGGCGGAUAUCGAUGCUGGACUGCAAGCAUCCCCAGACAGCGUAUUCCGUCCUGGGUCUGUAAUCGGAUUUUCACGGCUCCGAAACAAGGGUAGUGAAGACACAGAAGACGAUGAGUAUAUAGGCCAGCUCCCCCGAGCCCUCCUAACAGCCCACCUCGUUCACCAAGCCCGCACCCCCAACAACCCCAGCCCAACCACAGUCUUCAUCAUCCACCCAGCUACAUUCAACGCCUUCUCCCCAAGAAAGCUCCUCGCCUCCCUCCUCCACAGCACCGUCACCACAAACCACGAACCUCUGACCCGCGACACCGCAAUCGCCUGCCUGAACCGCGUACAACUCUUCCCAGUCUUCGACCUCAACGCCGCAACGCAAGCCAUCCACGAAGUCACGGCAUCCGUAACAGCCGGCAGCCACGAGUCCUCGCAGCAAAGAACGAUCUUGCUCGUCGCCGGGCUCGACAACCUCGCCGAGGGCGUCGUACGCACAUCCAACGCAGCGAGAGGCGCGGCGGCGCUGACGACUGCACUACGCACCCUGACGCACUUGACCCGCACGCAGUCUUCAACAGCGUCGGUGCUGCUAGUAAAUACGAGUGGGCUUGGCACCGCAGCGACUACCAACAGUGCCAAUUACGCGAGCGGGCCGAUGCGUGAUGAGUUGUUGAGCGGGCAGGGUAGUGGCAGUAGUGGCAUCUUUUCUGCGUUUGCGGGGAAUAUGGCGGGUUUGUUUCCGAGCUUGUUAACGAGGACGUUGGAUCAGGGGGUUGAUACGCAUCUUUUGGUGUCGACUAUCACGGGAGUGGGGAUGGUGGUGGAGGUGGUUAAGGAUCGUGCUGGGGAGGGGGUUGGGAAGUGGUGUGUUUGGAAGGAGAUGAGGACAGGUCCCAGGUGA